CCCAAAUCCAUUCUCUCACUCUCUCCUCCGAUCUCGCAAUCGUUGUUUUUUCAAUCAUUCACAAAUCCUUGUUCCCCAAUCAAUCAUGCCCAGUGUUUAUUUGUUUCGUAUACGUAAGCUGUGCUUAGUGCUCUUCAAUAAAACUCUUAUUUAUUGAUAAAAAAACCUUUCACAUUUCAAUCAUUUUUUUUUUUCUCUCGUAUAAAUUUCGUUGAUUAUUUUAUUGUGAUUAGCCACUAAGAUCGCUGUUGCUAUUAAAGCUGUCAUUUUUUAUGCUGCUUUGGUUUUGGGUUUGUGCGUAUUGAAGACAAGUCCUUGAACUUCGUUGUCUUAAAAGCACUUCCGUCGUUUCAUUGUGUUUUAUUACAGAAUUGGAGGUGCAAACGCCAACAAAAAUCAAAGCGUUUAUUUUAAAAGUUGUGGGUAUUUUUUUUUUGUAAUCCAUUUGUGGAUGUUGGUUGUGUGCUUUGUGGGUGUUUCUGAAUUUGGAUUCAAUGCUGUUGUUUGAGGCGAAGGGGCGGAAUGGAGACACUUGUAAUUUAAGCUAAUGAGUUGUGACUGUUUCUUUGCUUCUUGGGUUUUGCUUCGAAGAGAAAACAGAAACAUUCUCGGGGUUAUGAUUGAGGACUAUCAGAGUAUCGUUGAUUUUGGUUUUCUGGACAUUGGCUAUUUUGCUCUCUUUAGUUUUUGGAAUGAGGAAUGAGGGCCAGAAACAACAGCAGGGUGGUGUGCCAAAGCCAGGGCGGCCCAACAGCUUUAUGCCGAGCUCUUUUCGUGCCAUUUCCAGCUACCUGAGGAUCGUGUCAUCGGGAGCAUCGACAGUGGCGCGCUCUGCGGCCUCGGCGGCGUCAUCAAUUGUGGAUAGGGAUCAUGAUGCCAACCAUGAUCAGGUGAACUGGGCCGGGUUUGACAAGUUAGAGGAUGAAGGAGAUGUCAUUCGGCACGUUCUCCUGCUGGCUUACUGGUCUGGUUUCCAGGUUUGGGAUGUUGGAGAUGCAGAUAAUGUCCGAGGCCUAGUUUCCAGACAUGACGGUCCGGUUUCAUUUAUGCAAAUGCUCCCAAAACCAAUCACAAAAAAGAAGUUGCAGGGCAAGUUUGCAGACAGCCACCCACUACUGGUAGUUUGUACUGAUGGGUCCCUUUAUACAGGUAGUAGCAUUCAGGAUGGUGUAGUCACUCCUUCGAAUAGGAACAUCCCAAAUGGCCUGGAUCCAGUGGAUUGCAGUUUUUUGCCUACUGCUGUUCAGUUUUAUUCCUUUAAAUCUCAAUCUUAUGUUCAUGUGCUAAAGUUCAGGUCAGUUGUUUACUCUGUACGGUGCAGUUCCCGAGUUGUCGCUAUUGCUCAAGCAGCUCAGAUAAACUGCUUUGAGACCGAAACUCUAGAGAGGGAAUAUACCAUUCUUACGAACCCUAUAGUUUCGGUGUUCCCUGGUUCUGGUGGCAUAGGUUAUGGACCCCUUGCUGUGGGUUCCCGAUGGCUUGCUUAUAGUGGAAGUCCGGUUAUAGUGUCAAAUUCAGGUCAUGUCAGUCCACAACAUUUAAUGCAUUCUGCAAGCUUUCCUGAUUUCCCUUCAAAUGGGAGUAUGGUGGCUCACUAUGCAAAAGAAUCAAGCAAGCAACUUGCUGCUGGGAUUUUGACCCUUGGAGACAUGGGAUAUAAGAAGUUGUCCAGGUACUGCUCUGAGCUUCUGCCUGAUAGUAAUACUUCAAUGCAAUCAGGGAAUCCUGCCUCGAAAAGCAAUGGGACUGUUAAUAUCCAAUUAACAGAUGCAGAAAAUGCCGGAAUGGUCAUUGUCAGAGAUAUUGUCAGCAAAGUUGUGAUUGCCCAGUUCAGGGCACACCAGAGUCAUAUUUCAGCAUUAUGCUUUGACCUUAGUGGCACCCUUUUAGUUACCGCAUCGGUCCAGGGGCACAACAUAAAUGUUUUCAAAAUAAUGCCUGAACUCCACAGAAGCUCUUCUACAUCUGCUGCAGGUGCAUCUCAUGUACAUCUUUACAGGCUGCAACGCGGUUUCACAAAUGCAGUCAUACAGGAUAUCAGUUUCAGUGACGACAGUAACUGGAUUAUGAUCAGUUCAUCAAGGGGGACUAGCCAUCUGUUUGUUAUUAAUCCUGUUGGAGGAUCAGUAAAAUUUCAGUCUGCUGAUGUUAGUCCUACUACCAGGAAUAGAAAUUUGACUAAGCCAUCGGUUAGUUGGCCACCUAAUCAACAGAGCCUUUGUGCAGCUGGUCCUCCAGUUACACUUUCUGUUGUCAGUAGGAUAAGGAACGGAAAUAAUGGAUGGAGAGGAACAGUAAGUGGUGCAGCAGCAGCUGCAACAGGCAGGAAGAGUUUUCUUUCUGGCGCUAUUGCUUCUUCUUUCCACAAUUGCGGAGGCAAUGCUUUAUAUGUGGAUUGCAGCUCUUCAAAGGCAACAUACCACUUCAUGGUAUUUUUUCCAUCCAGUUGUUUGACACAAUAUAUGUUGCAAACAUCAACUUGUCUUGGUCCAAUGGCUGUUGUGCCUGGAUUAAGCAGUUCUGCUGAGUCAGCUCCAGAAUGUGAUGCAAGAUUAGUCAUUGAGGCUGUCCAGAAAUGGAAUAUAUGUCUGGAACAGAACCAAAAAGAGAGAGAAGAUAAUACUGACAUAUUUGGUGAGAAUCGAAAUUCAGACGGCACUAGAAUAUAUUUUAAAGGAGUGAGGAAGGGAAAUAGCAUUUAUCCUGAAGCCAGGGAUAUAUUUACAAAAGCAAAGACCAGUUCUGAGGAGAAACAUCAUUUUUAUAUAUCAGAAGCUGAACUGCAGAUGCAUGAACCUCGAGCCCCGUUGUGGGCAAAACCUGAGAUAUACUUUCAGUCAAUGAUGGUGGAAGGCUCCAAAAUGGAUGAAGAAAAUGCUUCUGGGGGGGAAUUUGAAACAGAGAGGAUUCCAACUCACACAAUUGAAGCAAGGUGAAAAGGCUUGUUUCCAGCUUUUGAGUAUCUUCCAACUCCCAAAAUCCAGCAAACAAGUAAGCAGUCAUAUUGUCAUUUAUGAAGUACCAAUUUCCUUGUCAUACAGGAACCUUGCCCUGGACAGCAAUGUUAAUGGGUGAAUCCAGCAUCAGAGGUCUGGUCUGUUGGCGAAUGGUGGGCUUUCAUGCGGAAACAGUUCCAGCUCUCAUGAUUCUGUGACUGACAGUGAUGCUUCACUAGGAGAAUUUCACAAUGCCAUUGAAGAACUGAUUCAGAUGGUCCUUGGAUGCGGUAGAAACCAACAGCUUUGUAAAUAAUAA
Juglans microcarpa x Juglans regia is the source of this 3255-nucleotide messenger RNA. RefSeq names its product autophagy-related protein 18f-like. NCBI's taxonomy places the organism in Eukaryota, Viridiplantae, Streptophyta, Magnoliopsida, Fagales, Juglandaceae. Bases 693 to 2936 code for a protein of 747 amino acids. Gene Ontology annotation, biological process: response to starvation; autophagy. The record is from RefSeq and is a predicted model, not a curated record. Gene Ontology annotation, cellular component: cytoplasm. Gene Ontology annotation, molecular function: protein binding. The transcript has 7 exons.